Tarenaya hassleriana is the source of this 773-nucleotide messenger RNA. Its product is annotated as magnesium-dependent phosphatase 1. The record is from RefSeq and is a predicted model, not a curated record. Bases 101 to 670 code for a protein of 189 amino acids. NCBI's taxonomy places the organism in Eukaryota, Viridiplantae, Streptophyta, Magnoliopsida, Brassicales, Cleomaceae. The transcript has 4 exons. Gene Ontology annotation, molecular function: acid phosphatase activity.
GUUUCUGCUCUUGCAAUUUUUCUCAACGAACAGAGAUUCUCAGCGACUUCUCUCUCCUCCCGGCCAUUUUCCUCCUGUCUAUUUCUAGAGAGAGAGAGAGAUGGCGGAGGAGAAGGUGAGAGACGAGGCGAUGCAGAUGAUGGGAAUGUUUCAAGUUCUUCCGAGGCUCGUGGUCUUCGAUCUCGAUUACACUCUCUGGCCCUUUUAUUGCGAAUGCCGCUCCAAACGCGAAAUGCCGUCUUUGUAUCCGAAUGCAAAGGGCAUCCUGAAAGCUCUGCAAGAAAAGGGGAUCGAUAUGGCAAUCGCUUCAAGAUCUCCGACUGCAGACAUAGCUAACACAUUCCUCGACAAGUUAAACAUCAAACCGAUGUUCAUUACCAAGGAGAUCUUUUCGAGUUGGAGUCACAAGACGGAACAUUUUCAGAGGAUACACGCAAGGACAAGCGUGCCAUUCACCUCGAUGCUCUUCUUCGAUGAUGAAGACAGAAAUAUCAAAUCUGUAUCGAAAAUGGGAGUGACAAGCAUCUUGGUGGGAAACGGGGUUACCCUUGGAGCAUUUAGACAAGGGCUCACUGAAUUUGCACAAAAUCAGAACAACAUCGAGAAGAACAAGCAGAGAUGGCGUAAGUUUUCAGGAAAGUCAUCAUCCGAGAUAGACGACGAGGACUGACAGAAACCGAACAAACAUUUGAGGUCGGGGAAUGACCAACAUUGUCUCACUUAGCCAUAUACACUGCGGAAUAACUUUCAUGGAUGCAAACAGAUUUCGUGAA